AAACACCACCCCCAUAUUCAGUUCACUAUUGGCUGGCUUCCCCAAAACAAAAUUCACAAUCAGUGAUUUUUUUUUUUUAACGGCAAUUGACUAUACAUAAAUAUAGCAAACAGAAAGGAGCUGGCAGGACAAACAAAAAAUCAAACACACUAACAAAGAAAUGUCGAAAUCUUGGCAGUUUUUCCAGUUUAAAGCUCCACCCCCUGCUCUGUGUCACAAUCAGUGAUUGAUUCCCCAUAUUCACUACUACCAUUAACCAUACAAAUUAAAUUGACUUUCUGUUCUGGUCCAAUCAAUCAAUCAAUCUAUUAUGUUGCUGCAACGUCGAUGCAUGAGGCUGCUGCACACCCGCCCACUCAAGAAAAAACAACUAACCACUAAUUCCCAAAAAUCCAAACCACCCGUCGUUUCAGACUCAAACAUCGUGCAAUGCAACACCGCUAUCACCAAUCACAUGCGCAACGGCCACUGCGAUUCUGCUCUCCGAAUCUUCCAAAACAUGACAACACGCACUUCAGUUUCAUGGAACGCAAUGAUAUCAGGAUACCUGUUGAACAAGAGCUUCACUCUUGCACGCCAGAUGUUCGACAAAAUGCCUGACAGAGAUUUAGUUUCAUGGAAUGUCAUGAUCACUGGGUGUGUUCGCAACGGGAAUCUAGGUGCUGCCAGGAAGCUGUUCGAUCAAAUGCCGCAGAGAGAUUCGGUUUCUUGGAACGCCAUGUUGUCUGGUUAUGCUCAAAACGGAUACGUGGAAGAAGCAAGGAUGGUUUUUGAUAGGAUGCCCAACAAGAAUUCCAUCUCAUGGAAUGGUAUACUUGCAGCCUACGUGCAAAACGGGAGGAUAGAGGAUGCGCGUAAAUUGUUUCAAUCCAAGUCGGCUUGGGAUGUGAUCUCUUGGAACUGUUUGAUGGGUGGGUAUGUAAGGAACAAGAGAUUGGUUGAUGCAAGGCGUCUUUUUGAUAGAAUGCCUAUGCCAGAUGAAGUGUCUUGGAAUACGAUGAUAUCGGGUUACGCUCAGAAUGGAGAGUUAUCCGAAGCACACAAGUUGUUUGAUGAAUCUCCGGUUAAAGAUGUGUAUACAUGGACGGCGAUGGUGUCGGGUUAUGUGCAGAACGGUAUGAUAGACGAAGCUAGACGAGUUUUCGAUGAAAUGCCUGUAAAGAAUUCUGUUUCUUGGAACGCGAUGAUUGCUGGUUAUUUACAGUGUAAGAAAAUUGACGUUGCAAAGGAGUUGUUUGACGCAAUGCCAUGUAAAAACGUUAGUUCUUGGAAUACGAUGAUUACCGGGUUCGCACAGAGCGGCUCCAUUGAUCUCGCUCGGGAUUUAUUCGAAAAAAUGCCUUGGCGUGAUUGCAUUUCAUGGGGUGCGAUUAUUGCGGGAUACGCUCACUUAGGCCACACUGAGGAGGCAUUGCGUUUAUUUGUAGAGAUGAAGAGAAGCGGAGAAAAGCCGAAUAGAUCGAUUUUUUCGUGCGUUUUGAGCACGUGUGCCGAGAUAACUUCGUUGGAAUUGGGAUGCCAGUUGCACGCGCAGCUUGUUAAGGUAGGGCUCGGAUCGGGAUGGUAUGUAGGCAAUGCAUUACUGUCUACGUAUUGCAAAUGUGGAAACAUCGAUGAAGCCAAUGUUAUAUUCGAAGAAAUAUCUGAUAAAGAUAUAGUCUCGUGGAACACGAUUAUCGCUGGAUAUGCUCGACAUGGUUUCGGCAAAGAGGCUUUAAGAGUUUUUGAGUCGAUGAAGAGAAGCGGAGUUAAACCAGAUGAAGUAACCAUGGUUGGCGUGCUGUCUGCUUGUAGUCACAGUGGGUUGGUAGACAGAGGCACACACUACUUUCACACAAUGAAUAAUGAUUACGGAAUAACCACUAAUUCAAAACACUACACAUGCAUGAUCGAUCUACUGGGUCGAGCCGGGCGGCUAGAUGACGCCCUAAAUCUGAUGAAAAACAUGCCCUUUGAACCGGACGGGGCUACAUGGGGUGCGUUACUUGGUGCCAGCAGAAUUCACGGAAAUACCGAAUUAGCGGAGAAAGCAGCCGAGAUGGUUUUCCGUAUGGAGCCCGACAAUGCGGGAAUGUACGUGCUUUUAUCGAAUCUAUACGCAGCUUCCGGUAGAUGGAGUGAUGUGAGCACAAUGCGGUUGAAGAUGAGGGACACGGGGAUAAAGAAAGUACCGGGUUAUAGUUGGGUGGAAGUGCAAAACAAGUUUCAUGUGUUCUCGGUAGGGGAUUCGACCCACGCGGAUACAGUUAGAAUAUACGGUUAUCUUGAAGAAUUGUAUAUGAAACUGAAGCAAGAGGGUUAUAUUUGUUCGGCGAAAUUGGUUUUGCAUGAUGUGGAAGAAGAGGAAAAGGAGCAUAUGUUGAGGUACCAUAGUGAAAAGUUGGCGGUGGCGUUUGGGAUCGUUAAUACACCAGGUGGGCGACCCAUUCGGGUGUUUAAAAACUUACGGGUAUGUGCUGACUGUCAUAAUGUUAUCAAACAUAUAUCCAAGAUUGAAGGCAGGCUGAUAAUUGUGAGAGACUCUCACCGUUUUCACCAUUUUAGCAAGGGUAUAUGUUCUUGUGGGGAUUAUUGGUGAUGAAUAUAUAUAUACACAUGGUUUCCAUACACCUGUUUGUUUUUAUCGGCCACCAUGGGUCGGCCCUUCGUGUAGCAGCAUAUGACCAUUGGGCAUGGUUUCUUGACUCGGGUCCAAAUGACCUGACCAUCAACAGGAGAUGGUUAUGCACUCACCUGUAUUAUUAAACAACUACUUACUCUCAAACAAGAGGCUAGGGUGCAACAUAAUGGUUAUUCAAUUUUUAAUGUUCCUUUUAAUAA
Messenger RNA from Helianthus annuus (common sunflower), 2820 nucleotides. Its product is annotated as pentatricopeptide repeat-containing protein At4g02750. Gene Ontology annotation, molecular function: zinc ion binding; protein binding. The coding region runs from base 311 to 2578 and encodes 755 amino acids. The transcript has 2 exons. The record is from RefSeq and is a predicted model, not a curated record. Lineage: Eukaryota; Viridiplantae; Streptophyta; Magnoliopsida; Asterales; Asteraceae.